Messenger RNA from Phytomonas sp. Hart1, 1200 nucleotides. NCBI's taxonomy places the organism in Eukaryota, Euglenozoa, Kinetoplastea, Trypanosomatida, Trypanosomatidae. The record is from the annotation of a GenBank genome assembly.
AUGUCAGUUUUGAAUGAUGGACGGUUUGUUUUCACGGACAAAAAGGGAAAUAUCUACCUCGAAUCAAAAACGGCUAAUGAUUGUUUUAAUCUUCUUUACGGUAGUAGAACUCUCGCUCACGCAUUCAAUGAGGAAAUUAGUCUGGUUGCGCUUGUAUGCCCCCUCAUCGACGCCGCUCUCGAAAGUUCACCCACUAACGAUGAUCCUUCACGAUCGGUUCUGAAGGUUUACCGAUUUGACGACGAUAAUUUGACUGAGCUGCUAGAUGAAGUGGAAACCCCUUUGGCGUUGAGUGUACUUUGGGUCAACCCUGGAUACUUAGUCGUCAGCAACCCCGAUAACGUAACCUCUGUGGUAAAGUUUUCGAAGGAUAAACUAAAGGUAGUGGUGCGGGAUAAAUGUCUUUACCCAUUUGUUUCCCACAACCUCCUAGGGCUGCUGCCGGCGGAUUCAUCGCUUGCUUAUCUCUGGGAUGUCGAUCGAGAUAAAAAAGUGGAUACCAUCACAUUACAAAAUACACGGAAGCGAGGAAAGAAAAAGACCAUACGUGGCUCGUGCUGCUCUGGAAACUUUGCCGUUCUUGCGUAUGAGGACGGUACGGCGAGUGUUCUCUACAUUCUUGGCAAUUCUGCCCGUCUGCUUUCACCCUCACCAUUAAUUUCGUUUUCGCAUUCUAUCCCAAUGAAAAAUUCGCAAAGCGAAUCCGAGGCCUCGGCCAAAAACCUGUGCAUUCAUCCACUUUGCACCGCGCUCUCAUCCUCCACCAUCGUUGUGGGUGUGUGUGGAGGGACGGAAAUCUUUAAGCUUAAUUACAAGAGUGGGAAUCUUAAGGUGGAGAGUCAUAAUAAGCUUGAUCAGGGGGAGGAGCUUGCGGCCAUCAGUAAAAAGCGAUGUCUGGUGCGAAAAAUGGACAAGAACAACGAGAAAACAAUUACGUUUACUACAUAUCCAUUGUCUACCAUCGGAUCUCCCAAAGUUGAGGUUGACCAAGUGGGGUCUGUGGAUACAGACCUGAACGAAUCGACCAAAAAGAAAAGGAGGCGCCGAAGUAAAAGAGAAAAAUCAAUUUUGGAGGUUCAAACACCUGAUGAUCUGAAUAAGAAUAUCGCUGGCGCGAACUAUUUGGUUUACGGUACCGGAGCCACCAUAAGUAUGCUCUUCGUCGGCGUCCUUAUUACUUUUUAUAUGAGGAGGCGCUAG